Scophthalmus maximus (turbot) is the source of this 1803-nucleotide messenger RNA. RefSeq lists its product as uncharacterized. The coding region runs from base 135 to 1598 and encodes 487 amino acids. Gene Ontology annotation, cellular component: plasma membrane; bicellular tight junction. Gene Ontology annotation, molecular function: structural molecule activity. The transcript has 2 exons. NCBI's taxonomy places the organism in Eukaryota, Metazoa, Chordata, Actinopteri, Pleuronectiformes, Scophthalmidae. The record is from RefSeq and is a predicted model, not a curated record. Gene Ontology annotation, biological process: cell adhesion; bicellular tight junction assembly.
UGCUCCCGGCUUCUGCUCUAAGUGGACAGCAAAUACCUCUACCUGCACCUUUGUCUCUCUCAGUCGUAAAAUAAGCCCCCGUCUCUCAUCAGCAAACAGUCUUGCCUCUUUGAAGAGAUCGACGGAGCUGCAGCAUGGUGUCUGGUGGAAGACAGAUUCUGGGCAUGUCCCUGGCCUUUAUCGGCUUCGUGGGGAGCAUCAUCAUCUGCGCUAUCCCCACCUGGAAAGUAACAGCCUUCAUCGGUUCCAACAUCGUCACUUCUCAGGUGAUCUGGGAAGGUCUGUGGAUGAACUGCGUGACACAGAGCACAGGCCAGAUGCAGUGCAAGGUCUACGACUCUCUGCUGGCCCUACCUCAAGACCUGCAGGCCGCCAGAGCGCUCGUCAUCCUCGCCAUCAUCAUCGGGGUCGUUGGGAUCCUUCUUUCAAUCAUCGGGGGCAAGUGCACCAACUUUGUGGAGGAGGAACGGCAAAAGUGCAAAGUGGCCAUAGCUGCCGGCAUCGUCUUCAUCAUCGCCGGCCUCAUGGUGCUGAUCCCCGUCUGCUGGACGGCCAACACCAUCAUUCGGGAUUUCUACAACCCUGUCAUCACCAACGCUCAGAGGAGGGACCUCCUCACCAUGGCCUCGAUGGGGAUGCAGAUGCUGGCCAGCGCCCUGUGCCUCCUGGGCUGGGCAGGGGUCAUCUUCAGCUGCCUGCUGCCCAUGUGGAGGGUCACGGCCUUCGUGGGCAGCACCAUCGUCACCUCCCAGACUAUCUGGGAGGGCAUCUGGAUGAGCUGCGUGGUGCAGAGCACCGGGCAGAUCCAGUGUAAGCCGUACGAGUCCCUCCUCGCUCUGAGCUCUGACCUGCAGGCCGCCAGGGCUCUCACCGUGCUCGCCAUCACUACCGGCGCCGCAGGCCUCAUACUGGCCUUCAUCGGGGGGAAGUGCACUCGCUUCUUGGACGAAGAAGGCGGCGGGGUUAAGAGAAAGGUGGCUGUGGCGGCGGGGGCCGUGUUGAUCGCCACGGGGCUGCUGUGUUUGAUUCCCACGUCCUGGGCGGCCGGGGCGGUGGUGAGAAAGUUCUACAGCGCCUCCAUAGACGCCCAGCGCAGAGAGAUCGGAGCCUGUCUGUACAUCGGCUGGGGGGCGUCCAUCCUGCUCAUUCUGGGAGGGGGCUUGUUCAUCAGCUCAGCGUGCCCCAUCAAAGCCCAUGACGAGGACAAGAGCCCCUCCGUCCGCUACCUGGUGGUCCGCUCCUCCAACGGGUCCAGCCAGGCAGGUUCUCGUCGCAUCAGGGUGCCGUCAGCGAGGACCCAGCCUGUCGCAGCAGGGUUCCCCCGGUCUCAGAGCAACGAGGGAGCGUCCACAAAGUCUCAGCUGUACACGAGGCCCCCCCUGGCGAACGGGCCGGAGCCGGGCUCCGGGCACGAGUCGGAAAGAUCGUGGGCACCAUCAACCAAGUCUCAGAUGAAGAGGCCGGAAUCGACGAAGUCUGAGGAGAGCGAGGCGUUGUCGACAAAGUCUCAGCUGAAACGAGCCGAACUGGAGGAGAAUUUGUCCGACAAGAGUGAACAUGAGGACACGUCCUCGAAUCCAGCAAGAACAUACCUCUAAUAUGCACUCACUUACAUUUACACACUUUAUAUAUAUAUAUACACACACAUACGUUUUAUGUACUACGAGUUAUUUUGAAGAACUUGUUUACUUGUUUUGUAGUUGCUUAGUUGUGAAAAGUAGCUCAUGAAGGAUAAUCGUCUUUGACCUCAUGUUGUUUAGAUUGAAGUAAAAAAAAAAAAAAGUCCUGCAGUACGUUCACCAG